CAGCUGACUCCUUCACAUGACCGUCUCAUCUAGUUUCUCCUGUUUACCGGCGAAACUCCCACAAAGAAUCCGCUUUGGGCGACAGAGCCGCGAUGUUAGAGUCUGUUUAGGAACCAGACGGAAGAGUUUACCGGAUAAACAAGUCAGAGUUGAUAAAAACAGCUAAUUAUGUCACUAAACUCAGCGUGAAUCCGCACAAAGAGCACCAGCCCGGUUAGCUUCACGGAUCCAGCUCUGUCGAUGUGCUGCCCACCGCAAUAGAUUUUUUUUCUUCUUUUACUUCAUUCACUUCCUCAAGGAAUUUAAAUAUCCUCCAAAAUGAGUCCAGAAGGGAAGCGGCUUUCAAACAUCGUCAUCCUCGGCUUUGGCUUCAUGUUCAUGUUCACUGCUUUUCAAACAUGUGGCAACAUAGAGCAAACUGUAAUCAAGAGCUUCAACAGCACUGAGUUCCACGGCAGCGGAUACACGAGCAUGUCCAUCAUCUAUGGAGUUUUCUCUGCGUCCAACCUGAUCGCGCCCUCGGUGGUGACAGUCAUCGGGCCUCAGCUCUCCAUGUUCUUCAGUGGACUUCUGUACAGCGGCUACAUCGCCAUGUUCAUCCACCCGUACACCUGGAGCUUCUACACAGCGUCGGUGCUGGUCGGGAUCGGAGCUGCAAUUCUUUGGACGGCUCAAGGAAACGUUCUCGCCAUCAACUCCACCGACCGCACCAUCGGAAGGAACAGCGGCAUCUUCUGGGCACUGCUGCAGUUCAGCUUAUUCCUUGGAAACCUUUACAUUUACUGCGCCUGGCACGGACAUGUCCAUAUCACAGAUAAAGACCGUCAGACGGUGUUCAUCUCUCUGACCGUCAUCAGUCUGGUCGGCUGCUUCCUCUUCUUCCUGAUCCGGAAACCCGACCCAGAGUCUUCUUCUUCUCCCUCGGAAGUGACCGAGUCGCUGCUGGAGCCAGAAUCCUUCGAGAACUCCACAGCCAGUUCGCCUCCAGCAGGAAUCUGCUCUCAGGCUCUGGACGCUUUCAUUAAAGCCUGUAAAAUGUUUGUCACCAAAGAAAUGCUGCUGCUGAGCGUCUCCAUCGGAUACACAGGCCUGGAGCUCACCUUCUACAGCGGCGUCUACGGGACGUGUAUCGGAGCCAUGACGCGCUUCGGUCAGGAUGCAAAGAGCCUGAUCGGGAUUUCUGGUAUCUGUAUCGGUAUUGGAGAGAUCUUAGGAGGGGGCGUCUUCGGGAUGCUGAACAAGAACGAUCGUUUCGGGAGGAACCCGGUGAUUCUGCUCGGACUCAUCACGCACUACGUCGCCUUCUACCUGAUCUUCCUGAACAUUGCCAGCGACGCUCCUUUGGCUCCUGAAGCAGGAACUGACCUGCAGGCCUACAUCAGCCCCAGCCUGGGCGUGGCGUUGCUCUGCAGCUUCCUGCUCGGUUUGGGUGACAGCUGCUUCAACACUCAGCUGCUCAGCAUCAUCGGCUUCCUGUUCAGAGACAACAGCGCUCCUGCCUUCGCUGUCUUCAAGUUCAUCCAGUCCAUCAUGGCGGCUCUGGCCUUCUUCUACAGCAACUACCUGUUGCUGCACUGGCAGCUGCUCAUCCUCGUCGUCGCUGGCUUUCUGGGCUCCGUCACCUUCUUCGUGGCCGAAGGCGUCGCUCAGUCCCACCGGCGGGAGUCCGACUACGACAGCAUCUGACCUGGAGGAUGACGAGGGAACAGCUGGAAGUGUUUGGCGCUUCACGGCUAGGUUUAACAAUCCUCCACAGAGACGUUUCUCAGACCAACGCUGUGGUACGUUUGGUUUUUACCGAGUCGGAGCCAAAUAUUUAUUCAACUACAUCUAAAAACACGAGGGGGCAGAGUGUGCACGCCAGAUAUACCUCAUAUAGCUUCAUUCCUGGCCUCUUAUUCUUUAUUUUGUGCACACAGUCUGAACAAAAUAUACUUAGUGGGAUGGGUGGAGGAAAUUAUCAAGCACUUUGGAUUGAUGUUAGUGCAGUUCAGAGGGAGGACACACUGACCUUAUUGUGAAUCAGCUGCAGGUUUUAAUGUUCACUUUAAAGAGACGUCUGGUGGCAUUCAGUUUAUUUUGUCUUGACAGCAAAUCCCACAAGGUGACUAAUAAUCCCUAAUAAGCAGCUUAUUUCUUUGUGCCAAAAUCAAAUAAAACACAUCAGUUCACAUCAUUUCUGCAUUUUUUUUGGGCUGAAUCCUAAAUAUACCUUCUGCUGCAGCAAAUGUGGAUUAAUCCGCCGCUGAAAAUAGUCCCAAACAUGCUGUUUUCCUCCCAUUUGUGAGCCACAGGCAGAAAUGCAACGUAGAUGUUGGUCUUUCUUUUUUUUUGAUUUGCUGCCAAGAAAAAUAAAGAAUAUCACUGACGCGUGCACAAAUUACAAUGAAAUGCUGACAAAACCGUCGCUCUUGGACUCCAAACACCCGUAAUUCCUUCAUAUAUUCACUUCACGUGUCGUGUCGUCACUGCUUUAUUCCUCAGCUGCAGUUACAAGUUUAUCACUGCCUCAGCAGAAACACAACAAUCCAGAAACACAACAGUGGUUUAAAGGGAAGAUUAUCAAGGAACUGGACUCUCUCUGUUCAUUUUUGUUUCAUGUGAAGCCUCUGUUUGGCUGUACGGUUGAUAUUCAGGGGAUCACAGGUGGAUGACAGCAUCUCGAAGUUAACAGACUGUUCGGUUUGUGCCUCAAAGAAGGAAAGAGAAAGUCUUUUUCUUUUCUUUGCUACUUUUUCUCAUUACCUGAUGUGCAACAGGGAUAGUUUGACAAGGAAACCGACACAACAAGAUGGUAAAUCAAGAGAAAUGUAGUUCUUUUAUUCCAGAUUUUUGGAUGAGCUCUUACUCUUAGCUUAAAGGGACACUACACCGAUGUAGCACUGCUUAAGUAUGGCGACCUACCACAGUUAUAUUUACAGAAAAAAGCAGAUCAAGACUCAAAAACCAAGUCCUAUAAUGCACCUUGAUAACUGCUUAUAUUGUUAUUUAGUCCUCUAAGUCCCCAAACCCCACCGGCACGUUUAAAAGACAUGAUUUCUUUUUUAAAAAUCACCCAAAUUGCACCUUUUAUCAGAGCCAGAAACUGUAAAAACAGAAACAAAUCUUUGGAUAUUCACCUUCCCAACAGUCCCUCUGUUUAAGCUUCAAAUCAUAUUUCACUUUCUUCUACGUGUCUCAUUUAAACAUUUGCCAAAAAUAAACGGUUUGCUCUAACCAGAUUCUUUAAAAACACUAAAAAUUCUGUGCUCCUUGACAACCGUGAAGUGACUCGGCUGUAACCAACAGUCACAUGACAAAAAUCCAGGGACUUUUCUGAACUGCAGGCGGUGCAUCAGCCAGAAACAACAAGAAGUGAGAAUUUUUCAACUUUCGGACAGUC
Molecule: messenger RNA, 3382 nt
Organism: Stegastes partitus (bicolor damselfish)
Lineage: Eukaryota; Metazoa; Chordata; Actinopteri; Pomacentridae
Gene: mfsd11
Product: major facilitator superfamily domain containing 11
Exons: 14
Coding region: 319-1686 (455 amino acids)
Source: RefSeq, a predicted model, not a curated record